GUUUAUAACUGGAAACCAUUGGCGCGAACCAGCAAACGGCCAACGAGUUUAUGUUUAUAUGCGUCCACAUAACAUUCUAAUGAGUUUGAGGGAUUAUCAUGCUGCUGUGUAGUGUGUACCAUCAUAGUGUUUUAUAAAUGCGCUAUGGACGUUGUGACAUUCAUACGGAUAGCCGUUAAUUCACUUUGCAACAAAGAUUUAUUAUUAGCUUUGCCCACCCGGACCCCGGACUCGAAGCUGUUUGUUUUGACUUCAUAACAGAUGGAAUCGGGUGGAAGCAACCAAUGCUGCUUCCAUUACCUGCUACCAGCAAACAUUUUUUUCAAUUUUUCGUAUUAAGCGUUUUGAUUGCCUAUUUUGAGUCGAGUGCCGACCAGUGAUCAUCUCCUCAUUUGAGAAUACUUUCGGAUAGUUUGUGUACUUGUCGUAUUUAAUUUGAAUUUUCGCCAGUUUCGAAAAAAUUAAAACCGGCUUCAGUCAAAAGUAAACUUAUAUAAAUCUGUAAUACGUGCUUCUCAUUUCUGUGUUCAAAAAGUGAUAUGUGAUUUUCUAAGAAUCUUCAUCUUGAUUUGUACAUUAUAUAUCUACAUUGAUUCAAGCGUGUUAAUUUAUUUGUGCAAAAAUGCUUUGUUAUAUGAUAUGGAAAGAGAUUGAACGUGCUUCGACGGCAGACUUAUGGAGUUUGGCUAGUCUUUUGAUAAUUGGUGGUCUCAUGUACGCGCUUUCAGGUUAUUUCAAGUCAGUGAUAUUAGCACUGAAGCUUCCAGGACCACCUACAGUUCCCUUUUUUGGCAAUUGCUUACUCGUUAAAGAGAGAGAUCUGCUAACCAAUCGUGCUUCAACUGCUUUCAAUCUGUACGGACCCUUGGUUCGUCUGUGGGUGCUACUGUUUCCUUUCUUCAUGGUCCUUGAACCUCACGAUCUGCAAACUAUUUUAUCGUCGAAAAAACAUACCAACAAAGUAUUCUUUUAUCGAUUGAUGCACAACUUCUUAGGGAACGGACUAAUAACGAAUAAUGGCAACAAAUGGAGUAUGCACCGAAAAUUGAUACAACCAACAUUUCAUCUAAGCAUUCUGGAAAAGUUCGUUAGUACCUUCGUCGAUGCUACAGAAGCUUCUUUCAGUCUGUUGGAUCCCAGCCAAACGGAGAUUAAUAUCGUCAAGUUCGUCAAUACCUGUGUUAUUAAUAUUCUCAACGAGGCUGUGUUGGGCGUUCCAGCAAAGAAAAGUGGUACUUUAGAAGUUGAGGAAUCUCCCUUCAGACAAGGAAAGGUGGUUGUUCCUUAUCGAGUAACACAUCCGUGGCUUUUAAUUGAUGCUGUAUAUAGAAUGACGCAAACUGCUAAUGACGAGCUCAAGCAAAAGAAAAAGCUGGAUGAAUUCACAUAUAGGAUGAUCCAACGUCGGCGCGCCCUCCGGAAAUCGGAUCCAAACUUUCAGCAGAAAUGCCUGUUAGAUUAUAUGAUCGAAAUAUCAGAAUCGUGUCCCGAUUUCACAGAAGAUGAUAUUGUAAGUGAAGCUUGCACUUUUAUGUUGGCUGGACAAGAUUCAGUGGGAGCAGCUGUAGCUUUUUGUUUGUUCACUCUUGCGCAACAUCCGGAAAUUCAACAAAAGUGUUACGAUGAGUUGGAGGCAAUUUUUGGGGAUGAUAAUAGACCACCUAAUAUGAAUGAUCUACGGGAAAUGAAAUAUUUGGAAAUGUGCAUAAAAGAAACCCUGCGCCUGUACCCAAGUGUUCCGCUAUUCGCCAGAAAAACCAGCGAAGAUAUACAAGUUGGAAAGCAUACGUUGCCAGCAGGAUCUAAUGUGUUCAUUAUUCCAUAUGCUACACACAGAUUACCGCACAUUUAUCCUGAUCCCGAAAAAUUUGAUCCGGAACGGUUUACUUCAGAAAAUUGUGAAAAACGACAUCCGUACGCAUACCUGCCUUUCAGUGCAGGUGCUCGUAAUUGCAUUGGUCAUCGAUUUGCAAUACUGGAAAUGAAAACUGUUAUAUCAAAAAUCUUACGUAGUUACGAACUUCUACCAGUACCAGGGAAGACUACAUUUGAACCAACAUUCAGGAUAACUCUGCGAGGUUCCGGGGGACUAUGGAUACGGCUGGGUACUAGGACUGCAACUUGAAAUAGUUGCAAAUAACUUGCUUCCCGUUUAUUUUCAAGUGAGCACUAUUUUGUUUUGUAUAGAAAAAUGUAAAAUAUAAUUUUAGCGGGUCUGUAAGUGUAAAAACGGAAUGAGCGUGUCUUCGUGGCGUUUCUUUGCGGCAGCUACAUAUAUUUAUUUAUAUUCUAAGUUAUAUCCAAGUAAGUUAAGCAUUUUUAUACUCUAGGUACAUAUACCAGUAUCUGUUUCCUAAUGAAAAGAAAAACAUCUCUUGGAAUAAAUGCAGUUCGAUUCAUUCUUGUGAGUAUUCAUUCA
Molecule: messenger RNA, 2419 nt
Organism: Hermetia illucens (black soldier fly)
Lineage: Eukaryota; Metazoa; Arthropoda; Insecta; Diptera; Stratiomyidae
Gene: Cyp4aa1
Product: probable cytochrome P450 4aa1
Exons: 6
Coding region: 623-2125 (500 amino acids)
Molecular function (GO): heme binding; monooxygenase activity; oxidoreductase activity, acting on paired donors, with incorporation or reduction of molecular oxygen
Source: RefSeq, a predicted model, not a curated record